GAGAGCACGGGCGCGUGAGAAAGAGAGAAACGUGGCGAAGGAAGCGAGAGAGGACGAAAACGAGGGGAUCCGAGUGGGGAGCGAUAGCACGCGAGGGAGAAGGACGCGCGGCGAUGGCAACCAGAGGGCAGAGGGAUGAAACGAAGCACGAAGACAGGAGAGAUCGCUGGCAGCGCGAGCGAGACGGAGCUUCGAGGGAGAGAUAACGAGAGCAGGGUGGGAGUGCUGAAGAGAGCUGAAGAGAGAUGGAACGGAUGGAGGGGAGUAAGAGCGAGCGAGCCAGGGCGAGGCGCAGUCAGACAGUCAGGCAAGCCGCCCGGCAAGCAAGGAAGGCAGACAGGCUAGCAGGCAGCCAGUGCACCAGCCAAGACCACUAGAUCCGCUCGGCUUACCGACUUAGAGACUUAAGCCGGCAGGCAGUCCGAAAGGCUCAACCGGCUAAGCCUGGCGGACCCACCUACUACCGACGCGCGGCCACUACACGUUCCAUCUACUACGAAAACCGGCUAUACUACCGCGACCUGCAGCACCACUCGCGCUUUCUUACGUUUUCCUCUGUCUGUCUUCUUCUCCCUUUCUCUUUCUGUCGCACGCGCUCUCUGCCUGUCUGUCGUUCCUUAACGCCCGUGCCCCGUGAAGGUGAGAAGACCGAGCCAGCGAGACGAGAGGAGCGUAGCCGCCGCGCCACGUUCAACUUGGACCGAAAGGUUCCGCUCGCGGAUCGUCGUCAUGUCACGGCGCGGAACUCGCGCCCGAUUUCCCACGCCGUCGUCGUUGUCGUUGUCGUCGUCGUCGUCGUCGUCGUCGUCGUCGUCAGCUACCGAGUGAACCGCGUGCUUGGUAAUCCCUGGUGGAAGUCUCGAUGGCGCGUCAACGGUCGCGAGUCCAGUGAUAUAACGGUAUUACGAUACGUGUUCGGGGUUGUGUUGCUCGUGUCCUCGCGAUACACGACGGUGGUGAUACUUCCACGACUGGAUAUACACGUAAGUUCUCUUUGUGAUCGCGGUUCGAACGCGCGACUGGAAAAAGAAAAGAAAAGUGCAGUGAUUCGUCGAGAGCCUGGCUGGAGGAAACGUCGAGUUUGUCGAUGGAUCAAACUUUCCACAGAGUCGAGUAGAGAGAGUACCCGACGAAACAAGUUGGAUUCCUUCCACCGAUCGACGAGAUCAGUGACUAGAAGAAAUCGAAGACCGUAAGGUGCAGUAAGAAGCGAUCGAUGCGCGAACAUUACGCGAAACUUGAAAUCCUUGUCGUGAAACGAAAAGGAUACGAAGAUCUGGCAAGGGAGUACCCAAGAAACCAAAGUGUGUGCAAUCUACGACGAUCAUAGUGCGAGCUGGUUUAACCUACUUCUCGUUGCCGCCUAUUCCGAAUCUCCCACUAUUCUCAUCGCCAGUCUCUUCGUAGAUCCUUACGUAACACGUCGUUUAUCGUUCGCGCGAUCCGUGGUUGUCCGAUUUAUCAGUUGCUUCUGCCCGAAUAGUGCUGGAGCACGUGCGUGUGAAUUCGAUCAUUUUCUCCGUUCGAACGAGCUGGUCGAGUUUCCCUCUAACAAGUUACGAUCCAUGAGAACGAUCGUUCCGCACCGUCAACGUCAUCGCCAAUCCGUCGUUGACAUCCGCGAAAUCACGGCUGAAUAGCGACGCGACGGAAGAACGCGGAGAACGCUGGAACGCUGGUCCCCACCUGGUCUGCGAGACGGGUUGCUGUUGCAACCGAACCCUAUGACGAGGUUAUCCACGAAAAGUAGUCGGCAAACGUUCACUGUGCAAGCACGAUCGUUCGCGUCGCUAACGAGAAGUAGUCGAGUGAGCGGAGGAGCCGUGGUUAGUCGAUCGGAGGUCUCUUAGCGCUCGGAAAGGAGGAAACGGAUGCCUCCAGCCGACGGCCGUCGCCAGUAGUAAAAUCGUCGAGCGAGCGGAAUCCAUCGUCGUCUACCUGCUCGUCGCCGAGGGAACGCGUCGUCGGAUGCCUGGUACCUGAGGGAACGCGGAUCGCGAACACCACGCGAGAACGCAGCCGACUGACUCGCAGGACGAGCUGAUCACGCGCGACGAAACAGCCUCGCGAGGGCUCGCCUGAUCUUGCGUCGCGUUGUACAGAUCAGUCAACACGACGUUAACCUUCUACAGCAUGGAGCGGGGCAGCGGGGGCGGGGGCAGCCUCGAGCUGGCCGGCGGCGGAGGCGGAGGCGGCGGGAACACGGACCUGUGCCUUCAGGAUCUCGUGACCGGAUCGACGACCGGCCUCUCGGUACAGCAUCAUCAGCACUCGGCCGCCGCGGCCUCGAUGGCCGGCCUACACGGUGACCAUCUUCAAGGAACGAUGCACCAUCACGAUAUCCACGGGAACUCGCACCACAACGCCUCCAUGCUGCACGAUUCCAGCCAUCAGUUGCACGAGCCGCUGGAGAAGCUGAAACGUGUAUGGGCACAGGGCGACUUCCGGGACGAGGUGACCGGGGGUUUGGCGAGGCUCGAUUUGACGGGUCACGGAGCUCACACACCCGGUGGCAGCAACCCCAGUACACCGGGUGCGACACCCACGACACCCUCCGGUGGAUUUUCUACCGCACAGCCUAGGUCCCGCACGAACACGACACACAGGCCGGAUAUUCGAAAAGAUGUUGCGACACCAACAGAGGUGAAACACGAAUUGGGAACCAGCGGAGGGGUGGUCUCGCCCGAUGGUGUAGUGGGGGUAAAUAACGCGGACGAUAAGGAUGGAAAGAAGAACAAACGCCAGAGGCGGCAGAGGACGCAUUUCACGUCCCAACAACUUCAGGAACUGGAGGCUUUGUUCAUGAGGAAUCGGUAUCCGGAUAUGUCGACCAGGGAAGAAAUAGGUCUGUUCACGAAGCUUCCCGAACCACGAGUCAGGGUAUGGUUCAAAAACAGGCGGGCAAAGUGGCGGAAGCAGACGCGCAACGCGAACACGGCGGCCGACGCGGUGGACUUCAAGCCCGGAUUCGGCGCCAGCCUCAACAGUUUCAUCGGUCAGCCGUUUGCCGACCCGGACGCGCUCUACAGCUCGUACAGCACGUACAACAACUGGGCGGCGAAGGUGCCGUCGCCUCUCAGCAGCAAAAGCUUCCCCUGGGUGAACACGUUGGGCUCGGUGGUACCGACCGCGUCCCACCAUCAUCAUCAUACCCAAGUCAGCCCCGUCAACUGUUUCAACGCGGCGGCGACGUCCGUGGCGGGCAACCACAUGGGCGGUAUGUCCGUGUCGGUCGGCCAGGCGGCCACGUCCAUGUUACCGGGCAUGGGAUCGGGUUUGGGAGUAGCCGGUUCACCGGUGGCGGCAACGGGAGCUGCGUGCCCCUACGCGGCACCGGCGGCGCCUCAUCACCCGUACGGACCACCAGUCUACACGCCGCACCAUCGAACGGCCGCAGCUCCGGAGAGCUGUACGGUGAUGACGUCGAGCAGUAUCGCCUCGUUGCGACUGAAGGCGAGGCAGCACAGCAGCGGGUACAGCAGCCUGAGCGGCAACUCGUUCAGCAUGGACAGCACGCCGGUCUCCGCUGCUGGGAGUCCCGUCGGUUCACGAGCUCCCUCCGUCGGCGGUGGCGGGCCGUUGAGCGCGUGCCAGUACGCCCUAACAACCGCCGGCGAGGCGAAUCCCCACUCGCCGAGCAGCGCGGAGGCUCACGUGAACGCGACGGCCAGGGCCCAGGUCUGAG
Molecule: messenger RNA, 3685 nt
Organism: Frieseomelitta varia
Lineage: Eukaryota; Metazoa; Arthropoda; Insecta; Hymenoptera; Apidae
Gene: Ptx1
Product: pituitary homeobox x
Exons: 4
Coding region: 2134-3684 (516 amino acids)
Biological process (GO): anatomical structure morphogenesis; regulation of transcription by RNA polymerase II
Cellular component (GO): nucleus
Molecular function (GO): DNA-binding transcription factor activity, RNA polymerase II-specific; RNA polymerase II cis-regulatory region sequence-specific DNA binding
Source: RefSeq, a predicted model, not a curated record